Messenger RNA from Coregonus clupeaformis (lake whitefish), 4747 nucleotides. Its product is annotated as importin subunit alpha-7. Gene Ontology annotation, biological process: NLS-bearing protein import into nucleus. The transcript has 12 exons. Bases 145 to 1770 code for a protein of 541 amino acids. Lineage: Eukaryota; Metazoa; Chordata; Actinopteri; Salmoniformes; Salmonidae. Gene Ontology annotation, molecular function: nuclear import signal receptor activity; protein binding. The record is from RefSeq and is a predicted model, not a curated record. Gene Ontology annotation, cellular component: cytoplasm; nucleoplasm; nucleus.
GGUAUUACAUUUGUCAUCUCUCGCCUUCCGUAUUUCUCCGACGACAUAUUGUUUGUGAGGAGCAAAUUCUGAAAAGCAAACCGAGAAAGAGGAUUACAAUUGAUUUAUCUCUAAGCACAAGAAGUAUCUGUCAUUUAAGACAAAAUGGAGCCGUCAGCCAGUCCAGCGAAGGAUAACCACAGGAUGAACAGCUACAAGAACAAAGCCCUGAAUGUGGAGGAGAUGAGGCGCAGGAGAGAGGAGGAAGGAAUCCAGCUUAGGAAGCAGAAACGAGAGCAACAGCUCUUCAAGAGGAGAAACGUUGACAUGUUGAACGAGGAGGGAGUCAUGUUUGAGAGUCCACUGGUCGACUCGUACGUCACCUCCACAGCCACAGAGGAAGGAGUCCUAACUAAAGACCUUGUGGAGAUGCUCUUCUCAGAGGACCCAGAGCUCCAACUCACCACAACACAGACGUUCAGGAAACUACUGUCCAAAGAACCCAAUCCACCUAUUGACGAGGUCAUCAACACCCCAGGCAUUGUAGAGAGGUUGGUAGAGUUCCUGAAGAGGAGCGUCAACUGCACAUUACAGUUUGAGGCGGCGUGGGCGCUGACCAACAUAGCGUCAGGUACGUCCAUGCAGACUAACAUAGUAAUCGAGGCGGGAGCAGUACCCAUCUUCAUAGAACUACUCAACUCUGACUUUGAAGAUGUUCAGGAACAGGCGGUGUGGGCUUUGGGUAACAUAGCAGGGGACAGUCCAGUGUGCAGAGACUACGUACUCAACUGUAAUAUCCUACCACCACUAUUAAUGCUUCUGACCAAAUCCACCAGACUGACCAUGACUAGGAAUGCAGUGUGGGCUCUGUCCAACCUGUGCAGGGGGAAGAGCCCCCCACCUGUAUUUGAGAAGGUGUCUCCCUGUCUGCAGGUCCUCUCUAGACUGUUGUUCAGCAGUGAUCCAGACCUGUUAGCGGACGCCUGCUGGGCCCUGUCCUACCUCUCCGAUGGACCCAACGAGAAGAUCCAGGCUGUCAUCGACUCCGGCGUCUGCAGGCGCCUCGUAGAACUGCUCAUGCACACAGACUACAAGGUGGCGUCUCCCGCUCUGAGAGCAGUGGGGAACAUCGUUACUGGUGACGACAUCCAGACACAGGUGGUGUUGAACUGUUCAGCCCUUCCCUGUCUGCUCCACCUCCUGAGUAGUGCUAAAGAGUCCAUCCGUAAAGAAGCCUGCUGGACCGUCUCCAACAUCACAGCUGGCAACAGGGCUCAGAUACAGACGGUGAUCGAUGCCAACAUCUUCCCUGUGCUGAUCGACAUCCUGCAGAAGGCAGAGUUUAGAACCAGGAAGGAAGCAGCCUGGGCCAUCACUAACGCCACCUCCGGAGGAAUGCCUGAACAGAUCAGGUACCUGGUGAACCUGGGCUGUAUCAAGCCUCUGUGUGACCUGUUGACAGUGAUGGACAGUAAGAUAGUGCAGGUGGCCCUGAACGGUCUGGAGAACAUUCUGAGACUGGGAGACCAAGAGGCCAAGCAGGAUGCAGGACCCAACGGUACCGGCAUCAAUCCCUACUGCUCUCUCAUAGAGGAGGCCUAUGGUCUGGACAAGAUAGAGUUCCUUCAGAGCCAUGAGAACCAAGAGAUCUACCAGAAGGCCUUUGACCUGAUAGAGCACUACUUUGGAGUGGAGGAUGAGGACCAGAGCCUGGCUCCUCAGGUGGACCAGGCCAACCAGCAGUUCCUCUUCCCCCAGCAGGAGGCACCCAUGGAGGGCUUUCAGCUAUAACGCCCUCCCUGCCCUCUGGUUCUCAUCUGGUUAAUCUUAACCAACCGUCACUCAGACCCAUGGAGGACCUUCAGAUAGAUAGAACAUCUACCCCCAUAUCCUCUACCCACGGAGGACCUUCAGAUAGAUAUAACAUCUACCCCCAUAUCCUCUACCCAUGGAGGACUUUCAGAUAGAACAUCUAACCCCAUAUCCUCUACCCAUGGAGGACCUUCAGAUAGAUAGAACAUCUACUCCCAUAUCCUCUACCCAUGGAGGACUUUCAGAUAGAACAUCUACCCCCAUAUCCUCUACCCAUGGAGGACCUUCAGAUAGAUAGAACAUCUACCCCCAUAUCCUCUACCCAUGGAGGACUUUCAGAUAGAACAUCUACCCCCAUAUCCUCUACCCAUGGAGGACCUUCAGAUAGAUAGAACAUCUACCCCCAUAUCCUCUACCCAUGGAGGACUUUCAGAUAGAACAUCUACCCCCAUAUCCUCUACCCAUGGAGGACUUUCAGGUAGAACAUCUACCCCCAUAUCCUCUACCCAUGGAGGACUUUCAGAUAGAACAUCUACCCCCAUAUCCUCUACCCAUGGAGGACUUUCAGAUAGAUAGAACAUCUACCCCCAUAUCCUCUACCCAUGGAGGACUUUCAGAUAGAACAUCUACCCCCAUAUCCUCUACCAAUGGAGGACUUUCAGGUAGAACAUCUACCCCCAUAUCCUCUACCCAUGGAGGACUUUCAGAUAGAACAUCUACCCCCAUAUCCUCUACCCAUGGAGGACUUUGGGGUAUAAUAGGUUCCCUCUACCCUCCAUGUCCAACCAUCACUCCAUCCUCAAUACCCAGCCUGAGGCCGAGGGCUAGUUUUAGCCCCCACAGAUGAAGGGUUUCCAGCUACACACUGUGCUCCCCCCUCUCUCCCUGUGACCUUCCAUGAUCAACAAUCAUCCAACCCAUAUCCCACCACUAUUCCCCAAACCCCAUGGAAGCCUUCCCAGCGAUAACCUUAUCCACCUCCUAUCCCCCAACCCCCAUGGAAGGUGUAACGUUGUCCUCCACCUCCUAUCCCCCAACCCCCAUGGAAGGUGUAACGUUGUCCUCUACCUCCUAUCCCCCAACCCCCAUGGAAGGUGUAACGUUGUCCUCCACCUCCUAUCCCCCAACCCCCAUGGAAGGUGUAACGUUGUCCUCCACCUCCUAUCCCCCAACCCCCAUGGAAGGUGGAACGUUGUCCUCUACCUCCUAUCCCAUGGAAGGCUUACAGCUGUAACUCUUUAUCCAACCUAUAUACCCAAUCUUUGAGCUGGCUUUACCUACGCUAACAGAUCAGACACUUCUAACGGAACGCCACGUCUCGGCUGAGGAGCCAAAAGGAGAGCUGAACUCAACCCACCUGACCUGAUGAUAAAAAUAAACCUCUUCCUGAUCAGUGAUCUCACACCAGGUCCAGGUUUGAAAAACACAAAUUCAAUGAGAGCUACACCACCAGUACUGUUGAUACUCUGAUUCUUCUGACCGUAGCGGUGGUUUGAUUUGGUUUGUUUUUUUGUGCUUCCUGUCUGCCCAUAGGGAUGUCCUCUUUCGGGAUGUGGGGGUUUAAUAGGUCAAACAUGACCAGUGGGAGGAGUGUUAUUUAAUUUUUACCCUUUUCUUUUACGACAAUUGUCUUCCUCGUCCUUAUUUAUCAGUUUCCCCUCGUUUUAGCUUUCGUCAGCCCUGCUUUUCCCUCUGGCCUGUUCUAAAACGUACCUGUAUCUCAGUGUACCACCUAAAGACUAAAGUGUCCCAAGACAGAAGAAUGGUCUCUUUACUGUUAACGAUAAAUCAAUCCGGCUGUAUUCUCAACUCAGAGGCCAAACCCUCAUUCACAUUGGUUUCUGUCUUUAUCGGACAUACAGGGUUCCACUAAGCAAUUCUGGGGAUUCUUAGGAAUUCUAGAACUAUGGUUUGGAGUGUAAAGCCAAGGUUCUCCCCUUCUAGAGUCCUUUCUCUACAAUGUAUUUAUCUUUUGUUUAACUUUUAGCUAUUUUUAAUUUUGUGCUUGUGGAGGAGCAUGUUGGGGUCUGAAUCGUAAAAUCAGGUAAACGUCUGGGCUAAGGGAGGGUGGCGAGGGGAAGGGAGUUUAGGUGUGGGCCUUGGUUGGGGGGGGGUAGAUAUUGAACCCUAUUGAAAUAUAUAAUGUUACCUAGGUUACUAGCUUGAUAUAGCUAGCGAUAUAAUGUUUGUUGUGUGCCGUGUUCUUAAUAACGAUACAUUUGAAUUAUGAAGUGAUUCUAACUAUUAAAAACAGCACACCGCUGGGGGGGCGGCAAGGGGCAGGGGCCUACGCUAGCUACAGCACGAGAAUAUGUCAUUAUCCAAACCAAGCUUAUUUUUAUAUAUAAAUACAGACAGACAAACACUGUCAGAUCUUGAUUUGGCUUUCAAGGGAUUGUUGCUCUUCAUACAGGGAUUAGGGAUGAAUCCUUACUUGAGAAAAACACGCGUGACUCAGUCAAACCUAAAUCAGAUGUCGACAUCAGAUUUAUGAAAAAAAAACAUUCAAGUUACUCACUUGAAUGUCCGGUUAGGAUUUGGUCUUUUUAGUUUUUCCUUUUGGAUUUCUCUGUUCCAUUGAAGCCCGGAAUGCGUCCCAAAUGGCACCCUAUUCCCUAUAUGGUGCAGUAUCUUUGACCAAAGCCCUACGGGCCCUGUUCAAAAGUUGUGUAAUGUGUAGGGGAUAGGGUGCCAUUUGGGACUUGGCCCCCGGUGUAAAUAGAUAUAUUGGUGCUGGCUGAGUUGUAGUAGGCCCUGGGAUGUGAUGUGGUGUUGCUGCCCCCCAAUGUGUCUGUGGUAGGGUUUGCAUGGUGUUUCUAUUGCCUUACCUACUGUCACAAAGUAUCCCUUUGCCAAACACCUGGUAGUACACCUGGUAAUACACCUGGUAAUAUGGUUGAAAGAGGGAUGGAUGAAGAGAAAGAGGAGGGGGGAGAGAGAGAGAGAGAGAGAGAGA